CGAUCGCUCAUCCCCAGAGGCGUCAUGACAGAGUACAUUACCCUCCUCCAGGACUUGACUAACAACAUCGCCCUAGAAGAUCUGGAGCUGCUCGAGUCAGCCUGCAAGGAGCACAUCCCCGGCAAGAAGCACAAGGAGAUCACUACUGGCAGUGCCUGGUUCCAUUUCCUGGAAAGCCACAAAAAGCUGGACAAAGACACGUUUGAGAUCUCCCGACCUCCUGACCUACUCACUAUUAUGGUUGACUAUAGGACUUUUUUUUUUUUUUUUUUUAAUAGGACUAGGGUGCUGAAGAUCUCCGAGGACGAUGAGCUGGACGCCAAGCUAACCCAUGACCCCAGUGCCAAGAAGUACAAAGAUAUUAUCCGGCAGCCUUCUGAGAAAGAGAUCAUCAAAUUGGCCCCUUCACCAAAAAAGGCCUGAGCAAGGGGGAGGAAGAGGAGGAAAGUCGGUCUUUCCUGGGACCACGCCCCUCCUUCAUUCUCGGAGGGAGGGGGCAGGGCCAUCCCCCCCAAUCUACCCACUUACUAACCUAGUCCGUACACCCUUGCUGUGCACAUGGGUGUGCACGUACCCGUGCUCUGUCUGUCUGUAUG
Molecule: messenger RNA, 596 nt
Organism: Loxodonta africana (African savanna elephant)
Lineage: Eukaryota; Metazoa; Chordata; Mammalia; Proboscidea; Elephantidae
Product: astrocytic phosphoprotein PEA-15-like
Exons: 1
Coding region: 25-423 (132 amino acids)
Biological process (GO): negative regulation of extrinsic apoptotic signaling pathway via death domain receptors
Molecular function (GO): protein binding
Source: RefSeq, a predicted model, not a curated record